AUGCGUAUCAUAUAUAUUCAAUAUAAAGCUGAUAUAUCCAGAGCAUGCCGUAGUCAAACACAGGAUGUUCAAGCUCUUAGUGUCUGUUCAUCAGAUGUUCUAUGGCGAAGUAAUAUCAGUAAUAUGGAUAAUUUAGGUAAAGAUAAAUGGUAUCAAGUGUUUGUAAACUUGAAUACAAAUCCGAAAACAACAACAGCAACUACUCCAGAUCAAGGUAUGCCAAUUAAUUUGGCAGAUUUCAAGGUUAGUUACUCUUGUGUUUCUGUAGAACGUGGAUUAGCGGAUAAUUUUGUUGUUGCUUGCUCUUGCCGAAGUGAUUUGGAUCCUAAAACUGGUCUACCUUCGGUUAUCUGUGCUAAUGAACAGCUAUGGUCUACCACACGUGAUUCUGUAAUUGUCGCUGUUGGUCAGUGGGAAAAUGUUAAGCUUGAUUUAACUCAAUCAAAUCAUCCCACAGAUUAUAAGAAAAAUGUAGAUUAUAAAGACACUGAUACGUAUCAGGAUAAACGUUACGAUUUAAUUCUUGAAUUUUCAGUUCGGUGUUGUACUACUCGAUUGACGCAUAUAUCUUGUGUUGCUGUUCAACGUGGAGUAGAUGAUAAUUUUGCUGUCACAUGUGAAAAUAAAAGACUGUGGAAGUCGGAGUAUGCAAAUGAUAAUAAUAAGUUCUCAAAUAUUUGGCAUAAUGCAUUUGUCGAGUUGAGUAGUUCAAUUAAUUCGGAUUAUAAGGUGUGA
Trichobilharzia szidati is the source of this 735-nucleotide messenger RNA. NCBI's taxonomy places the organism in Eukaryota, Metazoa, Platyhelminthes, Trematoda, Strigeidida, Schistosomatidae. The record is from the annotation of a GenBank genome assembly.